This is a messenger RNA of Solenopsis invicta (red fire ant), 1135 nucleotides long. RefSeq names its product isochorismatase domain-containing protein 2. The transcript is spliced from 4 exons. NCBI's taxonomy places the organism in Eukaryota, Metazoa, Arthropoda, Insecta, Hymenoptera, Formicidae. Gene Ontology annotation, cellular component: cytoplasm. The record is from RefSeq and is a predicted model, not a curated record. Bases 243 to 854 code for a protein of 203 amino acids.
GCGUUUGUCUGCAUCCUACAAUGUUAAUUUAUUUAGAAUAAACACAUUACUUGCUGAUAACAAUGAUAAUGAAACCUUGGACUCCGGAUACCACAUGACCAUAUUGCACAAUAUAAGCCUGUUGAAUACGUCGUACAUGUUUACUUUGCAGUUUUCCACGGUGAAGCACAGAUUGUCGCAACGUUUAUAUCCUUUUUUUGUGCAUUCGCUAAAAUCAAGUAAUAACGUGAACAAUAACAACGAUGGCUAUAAAUCCUGCGAAAGCUAUACUCCGGCAAGGAAAGACUGCAUUAAUUAUAUGCGAUGUUCAGGAAAAAUUCAGGAAGGCUAUAUUCGAAUUUGAUAAGAUGGUUCAAAAUUCAACAAAAUUGAUCAAUGCUCUGAAAAUUUUGAAUAUACCUACGCUAGUUACUGAACAGAAUCCAAAAUCCCUGGGGAAAACUAUUUCUGAAUUUGAUAUCUCUGGAGCUAAGGGACCUUUCGCUAAAAUGCAAUUCAGUAUGUGUACUCCUGAAAUCAGUAAAGAGAUUGCAACACUUUGUAAUGGACAAAAGCCAGAGUCUAUUGUUCUCAUAGGUAUUGAAACACAUGUGUGUGUAGAGAAUACAGCUAUUGACUUGAGGCAAUACGGCUACGAGGUGCAUAUGGUGGCAGAUUGUUGUUCGUCACGUACUCAAGAAGACAGAUUACUUGCUUUGGAGAGACUGCGAGACAUAGGAUGUCACAUAACCACUUCUGAAAAUGUUAUAUUCAAGCUUGUACGAGAUGCAAGUAAUGAGCAAUUCAAAACUUUACUAACUCUUAUCAAAACACCAACUGCAUACACAGGAUUAGUUCCUAUCUCAAAGAUAUAAGUGCUCUUAAAAAGUCUUCUUUUUAUAUUUUUCCUAUAUACAUAUUUUUAUACCAAUAGCAUGUAUACUGCAGUCAAUUGUGUGUCAAUGUACAAUUGUGAACAAGUUUAAAAAUAAGGAAGCUAUAACCUAUCAAAAUAUAAGAUACAAGUGCUUAAAAAGUUCUUUUUAUAUUUUUUCCAUGUACAUGUUUACAUCAAUCCAGAGAUAUAUACUGUAGUCAAUAUAUUGACAGUUGUAAACUGUUCUAAAAAAUAAAGAAGCAACAUUCUAUCAAAAUA